CUUACCGCACUUUGGGGAAUCGUUGUUACCAGUGGGUGCACUUUUGAAAGAAAACACUCCCCAUCAAAGAUGAUUCACUGUGGCACUGUGUGGUCUUUUGCUCGAUGUUUAGUUCGUAGAAAAAUCAUAAACCAAAAUAAUCUUGAAGAUAGCAAACUAUGUCGCUGUUUGUCCACCAUAGACCUGAUAGCACUGGGAGUUGGUAGCACUCUCGGAGCUGGUGUUUACGUUCUAGCUGGUGAGGUUGCCAAAUGGGAUUCCGGACCCAGCAUUAUCAUCUCUUUCCUAAUUGCGGCAUUGGCUUCAGUGAUGGCUGGUCUGUGCUAUGCAGAAUUUGGGGCCCGUGUUCCAAAGACUGGUUCUGCAUAUCUAUACAGUUAUGUGACUGUUGGUGAACUCUGGGCAUUCAUCACAGGCUGGAACUUAAUUCUUUCUUAUGUCAUUGGUACUUCAAGUGUUGCCAGGGCAUGGAGUGGUACCUUUGAUGAACUUGUUGGCAAACAGAUUGGAUAUUUCUUUGGCACAUACUUCAGGAUGAAUUCACCAGGAUUAGCAGAAUAUCCAGACUUUUUUGCAGUGUGUCUUAUAUUAUUAUUGUCUGGUCUUCUGUCAUUUGGUGUGAAGGAGUCUGCUUGGGUUACUAAAAUAUUUACGGCCAUCAACAUCGUGGUCCUUAUAUUUGUUAUUAUCACGGGAUUUGUGAAAGGAGACAUAGAGAAUUGGAAGAUCACUGAAGAGUCGCUCAUAAACUUCACAGCUAUUACAAACAAUCUGUCAUCUUCAGAGAAUGUCACCAGCAAUUAUGGUAUGGGUGGUUUUACACCAUAUGGAUUAGCUGGAACAUUGGCUGGUGCUGCUACCUGCUUUUAUGCUUUUGUUGGGUUUGACUGUAUUGCUACUACAGGUGAAGAGGUGAAAAAUCCCCAAAAGGCUAUUCCCAUAGGAAUUGUGACUUCCCUUUUGGUUUGCUUCCUGGCAUACUUCGGAGUUUCAGCAGCACUGACCCUCAUGAUGCCUUACUACCUGCUGGAUGCAAGAAGCCCACUUCCUGUUGCCUUUGAAUAUGUUGACUGGGGUCCUGCAAAAUACCUGGUGGCAGUGGGAUCCCUUUGUGCACUAUCAACAAGCCUGUUGGGGUCUAUGUUCCCUUUACCCAGAAUUCUGUUUGCAAUGGCACGAGACGGUUUACUGUUCAGUUUUCUGGCAAAAGUGAGUAAGAGGCAGACACCAGUUGUUGCAACACUGGCAUCAGGGGUCAUCUCUGCUAUCAUGGCAUUCCUCUUUGAUCUUAAAGCCUUGGUGGAUAUGAUGUCUAUUGGGACACUCCUGGCAUACACUCUGGUAGCAGCGUGUGUACUGCUCCUAAGGUAUCAACCAGAUUCACUCUAUGCAAAACAAAAAUGCUCUUCAGAAAGACAGAAGCUCACAGCUGAGGAAGAUGGUGAAUUGGAUGAAAAUGAAUCAGAUUCCCAUACGACCAUGCUGAAAAAUCAAGACUUCAGCUGUUCAUCAUUGCUGAAUCCCUCCAUGAUCCCAACAGAACAAACAUCAACUGUAGUAUAUGGUUGUGUUGGGCUUAUAGCUGUUAUCACUUGUGCAUUGAGUGUGCUGAUUACUUAUGCCAAUGAAGCCAUUCUUUCUGCGGUGCCCUGGAGCAUAGGGAUUCUUGCUGUAUUACUGAUUAUGUUUGGUGUCUCUGUUUUCAUCAUCCACAAACAACCCCAAAGUCAAAUCAAAGUGGCUUUCAUGGUGCCACUUUUACCAUUCCUGCCUAUUAUCAGCAUCUUUGUUAAUAUCUACCUGAUGAUGCAGUUGAGCGGGGGAACUUGGAUUCGUUUUUCUAUUUGGAUGGCUGUUGGAUUUGCGAUCUACUUUGGUUAUGGCAUCAGACAUAGUGUUGAAAGUCACCAUGAUGACGAAUCGGUGCACAGUGAAACUGAAAACAUAAAGAAUUUAGAAGGAAUGGACAACAAUGAAAUGGCAACUGAGCUUGACCAGUUUAUUCUUCAUGAAAAGACCAGCGAAUGUUAGCUUUAAAGAGCAAUAUAACAUGCCAGUUUGC
This is a messenger RNA of Carcharodon carcharias (great white shark), 2062 nucleotides long. It is a transcript of the gene slc7a2, whose product is annotated as solute carrier family 7 member 2. Gene Ontology annotation, biological process: amino acid transport; transmembrane transport. The record is from RefSeq and is a predicted model, not a curated record. NCBI's taxonomy places the organism in Eukaryota, Metazoa, Chordata, Chondrichthyes, Lamniformes, Lamnidae. The coding region runs from base 70 to 2031 and encodes 653 amino acids. Gene Ontology annotation, molecular function: amino acid transmembrane transporter activity. The transcript has 12 exons. Gene Ontology annotation, cellular component: plasma membrane.